AUGAAGUAUGCAGAGAUUAUUAUAGGACCGCCAGGAAGUGGAAAGUCAACAUAUGUGGCAAGUAAGAAGGAUACACUUGCACAUAGAAAUCCGUUUAUUGUGAAUCUUGAUCCUGGAAAUACCAAAGAUGCACACUUUGACUACAGCAUAUGUGCCGUGUCUUCAUCAGAGGCGUAUCAGCAUAAAUAUGACGUUGGCCCAAACAUGUCCACAAAAGCAAUUCUUGAAGAAUUUGGAUCUGGAUUUGAGCAGUUUUUUAGAGAAAACAUCGAAGACACAGAUCACUACGUUUUGUUUGACUUUCCUGGGCAGAUUGAAUUUUUUAUAUCAAGUGAGAUACCAAAUGAAAUAAUUAAGCAUCUUAGAAGUAACGGAUACUCAGUUGUUCUUGUGAAUCUUAUUGAUCUUGUUUUUUUCUCGAAUGAAAGCUCUCGCAUAUCUUCGUACUUGAUAUCAGCGCUUUGUCUUGGACUUCUUGAGGCAGCCCAGAUCAACGUCAUAAGUAAGUGUGAUAAUUGGAACAGGAUUGGAAUUGAUUGUACACUAAGAGACAUAGCCGAUCUGUGUAACCUAGAUGAUGAGCAAGGAAAAGCACCUUUUUACAAGGAGACGCUCAUGUUUGUGCAGAAUCAAGGAAUACUUCCGUAUGAAAUUUUGGACUAUGCAAAUCCAUUGUCCAUACAGGCAUUACAAGUAUCAAUUGAUACCGCAAGUGGAAUGUUAUUUGAUGACGAUUAUUUUGCAACUGAAAAGAUCCUGAAGAUUCCAUCAAGAGACAAAGUGUUUGCUGUGUAUGAAUGCACUCAGGAUAGUAGUAAUGGCCAGACACAAUCAACUGCUGAGACUCAUUGA
Messenger RNA from Ordospora colligata OC4, 852 nucleotides. RefSeq names its product ATP-binding protein. The record is from RefSeq and is a predicted model, not a curated record. Gene Ontology annotation, molecular function: GTPase activity. Gene Ontology annotation, cellular component: cytoplasm. The transcript has a single exon. The coding region runs from base 1 to 852 and encodes 283 amino acids. Lineage: Eukaryota; Fungi; Microsporidia; Ordosporidae.